Tigriopus californicus is the source of this 1515-nucleotide messenger RNA. Its product is annotated as phenoloxidase-activating factor 2-like. Bases 84 to 1439 code for a protein of 451 amino acids. The record is from RefSeq and is a predicted model, not a curated record. NCBI's taxonomy places the organism in Eukaryota, Metazoa, Arthropoda, Copepoda, Harpacticoida, Harpacticidae. The transcript has 5 exons. Gene Ontology annotation, biological process: proteolysis. Gene Ontology annotation, molecular function: serine-type endopeptidase activity.
UAAUGGCAAAAAACCAGUUCUAGUAGUAGGUAGUCGAGCGAUGAAGAAGAACUCAGUCGAAAACGGUAGUGGGUACAUGAAAGAUGGUGAUCUCUAAAAAUUCCAGCACUCUCCAGGCCAUUUGCUUGGUAUUAUGCAUUGGAUUCGCAUUGACCCAACAACAAAAAAGCAGAGGACUAUUGGCUAACAUUUUAGGAAAACAUCCUCAAGGCAUUCCAUCCUCGUCUAAUCUUCAAGAAGGUCGUCAAUCUCAGUUUUGUUGUUGUCUACGAUCCGGAUCGAUCUGCCCUAAUGCGGGGGAAUUUGAUGGCAGAGAUUAUGAUUAUGGAGAUGAAGACUACGAAGGUGCUAUCCUUCCACGAGCUGACAGGGUGAAUAAUGAAAAAGUCUCAGUCAGGAUUGUCAAUGCCGGUGAAAGUGACAACAAGUCGCCAGAAGGAUGCUCCAAUGGACGAAGACCGUGCUGCUACAAAAGUGCCAGAGAGGUUUUGUCGGUUUCCAAUACGUGCACCAUUCUCCCAGGGGGAGGAGGUGGCUCAUCAGUCCCGUGGACCCAGGGAUGUUUUGGCAAUUCCCCGCGUCAAUCAACAGGGAAAAAAUGCGGGGAGCGGAGCUUUUCACCUUUGAACCAACUGGGACGAGGGGAAGCCAGUCCCCAAGAGUUCCCAUGGGCCUGUAUGCUCCUGGAUGGCCAGAAUCGAUUCAUUGGGACAUGCGCCAUCAUUCCCGAAACUUUCAGCAAUGACAUCUCUCGAGGAACAACGAAGGUCGUGACAGCUGCCCACAAGCUCGAUGCCAUCGGCCAAUUUGACCAGUUGAAGGUCCGAGUCAACGAGUACAACGCAAACGAUUUCAUAAGCCCGCCAGAAAUUUCUCGUCAUGAGGAGUAUACCGUGGUUAAAUUCACAGUCCACCCCCAAUACCGCCCCAAACGGUUCAUCAACGAUCUGGCAGUUCUCGUUGUGGAUCGACCCAUUAAUCUGGUCAGUCACGACGGUGUGAAUGCCGCUUGUCUGCCCCACUGCCCCGAGAUGUUUGAUUACAAGUUUCCAAAUGGAACGGGCACCCGUUGCUGGACCGCAGGCUGGGGAAAGGACAAGGUCAAUGGCAAUUUUCAGCCUAUCAUCCACAAAGUGGACUUGCCAAUCUAUGACCAGAGCCGGUGCGAAAGUGCACUUCGCAAUGAGUUGUCGAGAAAAAAUCACGCCGCGGGUCAGCGUCUUCGACUCCACGAAAGUGAGCUUUGUGCUGGGGGAGAGGCGGGAAAAGACGCCUGCGAUGGCGACGGUGGCGCCCCUCUCGUUUGUCAGGCUCUCACCGGGCAAUACUACGUGGUGGGUUUGGUGACAUGGGGUGUGGAUUGCGCCCUCCAAGAUGUGCCUGGAGUCUACGCUAGGAUCAGCCAUUUCAGGGACUUCAUCGAGAAUCCUGAAUCGUAAAUUGUUAUCUGAUUCUUCUUUAUGUGUAAUUAAGAGCUUGAAAUACAACUUCGAGCUAUUCGAGAAAAAUACUCUA